GGUAUCAGAUUGGGAGUCCAUAUCUGCAGAUGUGAAAUAUUAAAGGACUUGGGUCGGCUCGUGGGCAAAAGACUUGAUUGGGACAUCCCUACAACAGAGACGUAUGUGAUGGGAUUAUAAGAGAAGACAGGACUUUACAACUGUGGAAACAACAGAAGCAAAGUAAUCUAAGUCUCAAAUUAGGUUUUGGUGAUCUGACGAUCUUAUAUCAUGGACAAUCUUAACUUGGCCCACGGUCUGCUUUUCAGAGGAGCAUGGGACGCUGUUAAUGUCACACUGAUGUCGCACUUUCCUGGUCCACCAGGUGACUGUUGUGGUGGGCCUCUAUAUCAUUCAUCUGCCUCUCCAGUGAGUCUUAACACCAACCAGACCCUGCAGCAGGUGAAGAACUGGGUCACCAAGCUCACAGAGAACACAAUAAAAUCCACUCGUGAUGAGAUAGCUGGUUAUCAUAGCCAGCUGGAGUAGAAGAAGGAAGAGUUGGAAUCCUUGAUGAGAGACUCACUGGAGGGGUGGCUGAAUGAGGGCCACCACAACAAUGAACUGAACAAUGGGCGGCUGUGGCUGAGGUGGUAGAGCGGGUCGUCCAAUGAUCGAAGGGUCGGUGGUUCGAUUCCCUCUCUAUCCUAGUCACUUUACCCACCUUGCCUCCAGUGCAGCUACUCACACUGGUAUGAAUGUGUGUGAAUGUUGGUGGUGGUCGGAGCCACGCUUCCGUCAGUCUGCCCCAGGGCAGCUGUGGCUACAGAUGUAGUUUACCACCACCAGAGUGAGAAUGUGUGAGUGAAUGAAUACUGGAUCCAUUGUAUGCGUUUUGAGUGUCUUGAGUGUCUAGAAAAGCGCUAUAUAAAUCUAAUCCAUUAUUAUUAAUGAUUCUGCUCCAAAAGAUUGUCACAUGGUAUUUUGGUUAGAUUGCCCGCCUCUAAUCUGUCAUGCUUGGUUGGUCAAAGAAGAGAAGAACCUUUGCUUGACUUUCGUCGCAUUGCAAUGUCAUCUGGUCAAAGUGUGGAGUCUGGCAGAAGUUGAGCCAGAGUCAUCUUUUUUUUUCUAGGAUACCAUCUUGUUGGUCUACCUUACCCAUAACUCAAGAAAUUGUGAAUUAGGGUUGAACGUGUACUUAUUAUUUAAGCUGUCUUCUCCUACUGGUGUUAUGCCUCAAAUUUCCGCCCUGCAUCAACUUGUGUCAUUUUUCUCUCUAUCUGUACAAAGAUGCUCCUUUUGGGUUCUUAUUUGCUAGGGAAUACUGAUGCAGUGUGUCCGACAGGAGGCACCAGAUGGGCAAAUCAAGACGACACCUUCCAGAUGAUGGACUUCUCUCACCCAAGAAACUGAUGACUCGUCCUGUUAAUUAACCCUUUGCUUUGUUUUUAACCUUUCAGCUUUUCAUUGCUAUUGGAGUGUCGUGCCCCUUCUGCUGGAGGGCCACAAGUGAGCCCUCUAGUUUGAGGGCUCCCAGGGAACUCGUUGCUGACUCAAAGGCAGACUGCAUCCAUGCAGCUGGCUCAUCUGAACCCCAAACUUGCAAUAAUGCAUCACUCAUGAUGCAACACUGUUGCUGUUGGUGGACGAGCCAUACCCUUGACCAGCACCCUUCUACCGUACAUAUCUACAACACCCCCCUCCCCAACUGCAGCAGCCAUCAGUCUCCUGAACAUUCUGAAGAUUGCUAACACCAUGUCCCAUCCUCUGUAUAACCCCUAUGCCUCUGGGAACCAAAGUUCCUCCCAGGGGCAGUAUGGACACGCCAGUGUACCACCAGAGAGGGACCCUCGGAGGACGUCUUCUCACCUUGGACCUGGGUCCAACUUCAGCUCUUCUGGAAUUUCCUCUGCAACUCCUGCAAACUCUGGUGGAACAAUCCCAUCCCUGCUGUCUCUGCCAGUGACCUACAGGACUAACCAGAGGAGGCCUGUAUUAGACAAGGAAAUAGAGGGGUCUAUAGACAUGCAUAUUAGCAGAGCCAGGGAGGAGGUGAGGCAUCAGCCUGUCAGUCAGGGCUCUUGCUUUACCGGCACUCAAACAGGCGGGUUUGCUUCCUCCAGCACAGGGGGCAUCUCCUAUCCGAUGCCCUCAGCCUCUCAAGGGCAAAGACAUUCUGAUGUUGAAAGUGGCAGUAGCUCCUUGGACUGGUUGCAAGACUACAAAAGGGCCACUGAGGAUGAUUCAUCUAGAUAUUCAACAUCUGCUUUGUGUAGCUUUCCCGGCAGUAACGACAGUAGGUUCAAUGCCUCCAGUGGAAGAGAACGGGGUAUGCAGUCCAUUCCAGGCUUAGGUGACUAUGACUAUCCAGGUCCAGACAAACCUGCCACCCUGACAGAGUCCAGUCGCCCAAAGUACACUUCGGAAUCAGCUGCUAACAUCCUUCUGCACUUUGGACUUGAAAAAGAGGACUUGGAACAUCUAAUUUCUUUCCCUGAAAACCAGAUCACCCCUGACAAUCUGCCUUCCAUCUUGCACCAAAUCCGUAUCCAGAAGGCCAAAAAAGGUAAAACUGCAGAUCAGUCCAAACCCUACCCUGAAGCCCAACCCACCACAAGCCAGAGUAGUUCCAGAGGAGCAGGGAUGCACCUGGAUGAAAUGUCAUCAGCUGUUCUUCAGCCAAGUAAAGUCAUUGACUAUGGACAUACGAGCAAAUAUACCGGAGGGGUUGUGGAUGAGAUUGGAAGGACCAGUGACGGUAGAGAAAAUAGUGGUGGCAGUGGAAGUAUGUUCCAGAUGAAUCCUUACAGUAGUGGCAGUCACAAAAGCGUUACCUCGAUUCCUUCACGUGAUCCCUGGGGUUCUGGUGCCAGCCACAGCUCCUCAUACAGUUCUAUGCAGAGCUCUGCAACUCCUCCAGACAGUGAUCCAACUAAACGGUUGAAGACCCAACAAGACCUGACGUCUCAAACAACCUUCUCUUUUCCUUUGCCAAAGAAAGACACAGAUAUAAGACUUUUCAAGCCUGAAAUAUCCAAUCCCCUAAUGACGCAAGAGUCAAAGCCAGAUAAGCAGCCAGUGUCAAAAACUGAACUAUCUGGUACUCUAGUUCGUGGUGGAAAUCCUGUCCGACAUGGCAUUGUGCUCUUUGACAGUAAAGACAAGAGUAGCUCUAAGGAUCAGAAUAAAACUCAAGGAAGAAGUUCAAUGUUUACUGAUCAGCCGGGGCAAAAACUGAAGACGUUGAGGCAACAACCCAAGCAGUCGGAGCAACAACCCAAGCAGCCGGUGCAACAACCCAAGCAGCCGGUGCAACAACCCAAGCAGCCGGUGCAACAACCCAAGCAGCCGGUGCAACAACCCAAACAGCCGGGGCAACAACCCAAGCAGCCAGUGCAACAACCCAAGCAGCCGGUGCAACAAACCAAGCAGUUGGGCCAACAACCCAAGCAAUCGGUGCAACCGCAACCAGUGAGGCAGCAGCAGCCAGUAUUGCAGAUGGGGCAAACGUUGCAGCCUCAAGGGUUUCCUGCUGCACGUCCAGUUCCACCACCUUCUUUCAUCCCCAGCAGCUCAAGCACCUCGCACUCCAUUCUACCCCCGGUGUUUGUCGGUGUAUCUCGGUCCUUGGUUGUUCCUCCAGCUCUACCCCAGCCAGUGCCAGACCUCAUGAACUUCCUUCACAUGCAGAUGCCACCUUCCAGCAACCAGCGUGGCGCAACGGGGGAAGUUUCCAGGAUUCUACCAUCGGCGGCCAUGAUGCAUGACUAUGCUGCAGCCUCUCCGAGAAUAUUUCCACAUACCUGUACUCUGUGUAACAAAGAGUGUUCUCAGAUGAAGGAUUGGUUCUCCCACCAGAAUACAAGUAUUCACCUUGAAAACUGCAAACUUCUCCGGACACGAUACCCGCAGUGGGAUGGGGAGGUACCGUCAUUGCCAAGAGCUCCAGGGAGCAAUGCCAAGCCCUCACCUUCAUCCUCGGCCCAAACUUACCAAGGUCGUCACCAGAGAAGCGGCCGUGAGAUUCCUUCCCGCUCGCGCAGCAGCCGAUCUCGUUCUCGCUCGUACAGCCCUGUCCGCCAUCACGGCUCUGAGAGUCGAAGGAACCGGCGCAGCAGUCGAUCUCGUUCUCGCUCGUACAGCCCUCGCCGCUAUCACGGGUCAGAAAGUAGGAGAGAGAAACGUAGUCGAUCACGAUCACCGUACAGCUCCAGAUACACUCGCAGGUCUCGCUCUAACUCCCCACGAUAUGACCGAACCACCUCCUCCCGUUACCGAUCACGUUCAAGGAGCCGCGAGAGACGAUCUUCCCCGAGGAGGAGGGAUGAGAAACGUCGUGAGAGACGAUCGUCCUCGGAGAGGUCGUCCCCUCACCGAAAGAGGUCGAGCAGCACAGAGAUGCUGGCGAAGAAACUGCUGCAGACAACAGCUGUCCAGUCUCUGUCGAGUCAGUCGGACCUGGAGACUGUGGUUAAAACUCUGGCUCCUGCCUUACUGGCUGAGCUGGCCAAGAUGAAGUCAUCAUCAUCAUCCUCUGCUGCCUCCUUAGCGUCCUCCUCCAAUGCAGCAAAGUCAACCAAAGCGAAGCCGAGUCUUCAGAAGAGCGAAGCAAGUUCUUCCACAAAGCCAAAGGUUGUUAAAUCUCUUCCUCCAACGAUGGUGAAGCUACAAGGAGUUCGUACGAGUCUGUCUCACGGUGACGUGGUCGCUGCAGUGGAGCAGUUUGGAAAAACCAAAUCAGUUGUGUUGUUUCGCUCCAAAGUGGAGGCGGUGGUUUGUUUUGAGAACGCCGAAGACGCCGAGAAACUGAGGAGCUUCAAUAGCAUCAACAUGAAAGGGAUGCCAGUGACUAUCGUCAGAGAGGAGAAAGCUGCUCCUCUUCCAACUUCUGCAAAGGAACCAACGAAGCCUCCUGAGCAAAAAUCUAUGGGGUGCACUAUCGACAUGCCUCAAAGCACUAAAUUUACCCCCACUGGAACAUCUUCAUCUCUGCCUUCUGCAGCCGACAAACCUAAAACAGGCAAACUGGUUGCUAAGGCAAAAGUUUUGGUUUCCAAAGCCAAAAAUCAACAAACCAAGCAAACUGUCAAAAAGACAAAAGUGGGCAAAGUGACUGCAAAAGGAGCUGUGAAAGCUGGAGCUUCCAAGGUUUUAGGAUCCAAGAAGGUUGGCGGUUCUGGCAAAGGUGAAGAAGUGAAAGAUUCGAAGGUCUUACCAGAAAAACCCAGUGAGACUCCUCCACCAGCCAGAACAGUUCAGACCACACCAGAAACAUUGGAGACGAAGCAAAAAGAUGCUGUAACGACCCAAAAAGAUGCAGCAUCAACCAUCAGUGUUCCGUCAUCGUCGACUGAAGCAGCAGCGACCACGUCUUCUUCAGCUGCUGUUCCUGCCCAGACUGUUGGGGACGAGAUAGGAAAACACCUCUGUGAAAAAAAUUUCAGGUUCAUUAAGAUGCCUAAAUGCCUCUCGUCUACAUUUGAAAAGACGCUGCUAUUCCUGAACAACCUGCCGAAGUAUGAGGAUGGCUGCUACACAGAGCAGGACGUCGCUGAUCUGCUUGUCCCGUUUGGGUUUCAGUAUGAGGACGACUACAUCUAUGUCAUUCCUCAGACACGCAUGGCUUUUGCCCUGAUGCCGGGUGUGAAGGAGUUACAAAAUGUUCUCAAAGCAAAAGGCUCCAGAAACCUUUUACUCAAAGGGUCCAAAGUUUCGCCGCAGGUGGUGAACAACGCCAUGUUAAUGGACCCGCUUGGCUUUUAUAAAUGUCUGAUGAAAGUGGUGCGAUUCCAGCAGCAGCAGAACAAUGACGGAACAAGAAUGAUCUUCAUCAAGAACAUCUCACCAAGCGAGGCCAGGGAUCUCAGGAAAACUCUGACCGAAAUCACGUCUGUCAGAAACUACCUGCCUCUUCUCAACAAGGUGUUCAUCGAGUUUGAUUCCGACCAUGAUGCUGAUCGGCUCGGAUUUUGGUACAGCCGCCUGAAACAGGACAACAGCUACAAAUUGUACAGGAUAAAAAUACCAGAAGGCACGAUUACACCACUACCAUCGCGACUGGAACCAAACGGCGUGCUGGACAGAAGAGAUGUUGCUGCCGGGGCAACCGUCCUAACAACAAGAUGUGGAGUUCCUCAGGGCAGCACGGCACCGUUCUGGGUCACGAUGAGAACUAGACCCUUUGUGUUUCCGACCAUGUCUCCUUGGUUCAUCAUCCCAGAUCAUGUGACGUUCAAUAGCUGGAAAGACUUUCAGGAAGCCAGGAUACAGCGUUCUGCAGACCCCACAGUGAUGCUCACCAAUCUGCCGGGAGAACACUACUCACAGGAGGUCUUUGUUGAGCUGCUUCGAUGUUAUUUCCCUAUUCUUCACUCUGAGCUCCACAGCGUUACGGUGCUGACACUGCAGAGGAGGGCCUUUGUGUUUUUCAACUCCUGGGGGGAAUGCUUAAUUUUUGCACAGAAUCACUUCAGAAUUCCGGUUUCUUUUGGAGACCACAAACUUGGCAUCCACUUCAUCUUAGAGCGCAUGGAUCCUGGAGCUGCUGAGGAGGUCAUGUACAGAAAUCUGAUGAAGUGGAGCAACGCCCACGUUCCAGAGCUGGAGUCUCUGGAGGACCGACUGCUGUGUGUGGAGAUCUCUGAGACCACCAUGGACCUCAUCAUGCUGGUCAUGCACGUGGUUUCAUCCAUCGCUUCUUUCAUCAGCUUCCUGCCGCUCGCCAACCGGGUUCUCAUUGAGAUGUCUGAACCCAGUGGAGUAACAAAGGUGGUGGAGUCGGCCUCACAGCACCAUUUGACUGCAGUGGAAACUUGGAAGAGAGUUGGACGUGUCGAGUCAGUGAGGAGUCUAAACCAGCGUCGUGGCCUCCGUUCAAGUCAUCUGGUGGUGACACGUGAAGCUCAGCCUCGUCCUUCAAACCCUGGAUCUGAAUCCAUCACAGCAGCACCAGCAGAUGUAGAAAUGAAGGACAGCGAAGAGAAACCAUCUGCUCAGGUCACCGUGGACUCCAAGAUUCCUCCUAAAGAUGUGCAGAAGAAGAGUGAACAGAAACCAGCAUCUGAGGUCACUGUGGACUCCAGGAUUCCUCCUGAGAACAUGGAGAAAGUAGAAGAUAAGAAGAGUGAAGAGAAACCAGCUUCUGAAGUCACCGUGGACUCCAGGAUUCCUCCUCAGGAUGUGAAGAAGAACGAAAAGAAAUCAUUUGCUGAGGUCAGUGUAGACUCCAAGAUUCCUCCUAAGGAUGUGAAGACAGAAGUGAAGAGUGAAAAGAAACCAAGAUCAGAAGUCACCGUGGACUCCAGGAUUCCUCCUCAGGAUGUGAAGAAGAACGAAAAGAAAUCAUUUGCUGAGGUCAGUGUAGACUCCAAGAUUCCUCCUAAGGAUGUGAAGACAGAAGUGAAGAGUGAAAAGAAACCAAGAUCAGAAGUCUCCGUGGACUCCAAGAUUCCUCCUAAAGAUGUGCAGAAGAAGAGCGAACAGAAACCAGCUUCUGAGGUCACUGUGGACUCCAGGAUUUCUCCUCAGGAUUUGGAGAAGAGCAAAAAGAAUCCAUCUGCUGAGGUCAGUGUAGACUCCAGGAUUCCUCCUAAAGAUGUGGAGAAAGAAGUGAAGACAAGUGAAAAUAAACCAAGAUCAGAAGUCUCCGUGGACUCCAGGAUUCCUCCUAAAGGUGUGGAGAAAGAAGUGAAGACAAGUGACAAUAAACCAAGAUCAGAAGUCUCCGUGGACUCCAGGAUUCCUCCUGAGAACAUUGAGCAAGAAGAAGUGAAGAAGAGUGAAGAGAAACCAGCUUUUCAGGUCACUGUGGACUCCAAGAUUCCUCCUGAGAAGAUGGAUGAAGUAGAAGUGAAGGACGAGGCUUCAGCAGCAGCUUCAGUCUGUUCUGCUGAUGCAAACACCGUCGCUGCUGCUUCCAGCUCUGAUCCUUCAGCCACCAGGGAGGUGAAGACCGAGGAGGCAGAACUUCCUACCAUCAACGAGGACGUUUUCAAGGUGAUCGCAGCAGCAGUCCGUCAGCACCGACUGGCUCUAAGAGGCGGGACGCCGAGCGAAGACAGAGAGAGCUCCAACAGAAACAGCACAAGCUCCAAAAGUGUAAAGAGUGAAGACAUGGCACAAGAAAAGGAUCCGACUGAUUUCACAGCCAGCGUUGAUUCUUCAGACUUCUUUUCAUUGGAGGAGCAGACUUUUAACUUGGAGGACUUUGUCACCGUUGAUGAAAUCGUCGACGAUGACCAAAGCUCCUCUUCAUCGAGGCGGACCUCCAGAGACAGACAAGGACAAGAAAGCUCCGACGCUGCCAAACAGGCCUCAACCAGGUCCUCUAAAGACUCCAAGAGCUCAGCCUCUUCGUCCUCCCCUUCGUCCAAGCCCACUAAAGCCUCCGUGAGAAGCAGCUCGUCUUCCAGCUCGAAGUCUGCGUCGCCAAAGAGGCACCAAGACUCAUCAGAGCCCAGCAGAUCCCACAUCAAACCCUCUGCUGCUGGUAGAACCUCAGCUGAACCUCCGGCCUCCUCCGGUCACAGAGCUCAGCCGAGAAGCACCAAGUCUCCAGCCAGAGCGUCGCAGUCUUCAUCCUCAAGCUGCCGGACGCGAUCGGCAAAGACGGCAGCAGGAAGUCAUCAGUCGCACAGAGAAGAAGAAAAACCCAUCGAGAGCGCAGCGGCAAAGUCUGACCACCAGGUGUCAGCAGAGAGCGCUGCUGCAAAAACUGUGGAGUCAGAGAUGGAAACAGAAGCUUCAUCAGAGAUGCUUCCUCCUGCACAGAGACAGGACUCAGAGGUGACGAAUCGAACACGGAGUCUGCAGACCGAUCUGAAGAACGAGUCGCUCAAAGAGGUGAAGAUGAGCAAAGAAAGGAAAAAGGAGGAAGCUGACAAACACACAGAGGAGCAGGAGGAGGAAGAAGAAGAAGAUUACCAAAUCCUGGAUUCAGUGGACGAGCAAACAGACGAACAGACGACUGAAGAGAAUCCAGAUGAAGCUCAGUCAGAGCAGAGACUGGAUGAUGGAGGCCAGCAGGUCCUGGACAGGGUGGAGAAAGAAGGUGGAGCUCCUCCAGAAGAAGGAAAUGCUUCUGUCCAAAUGCUGGAGAGCAUCACCGAAGACCAAGAAGCUGCAGUUCAAGACGAGCAACGUCUGAUGGAAGUGAAACAGCCGACGGAGAAAAACCCGAGCAGAGCAGUGGACGGCUCUGAUAAAUCUGCUGCUGAAGAUUCAGCCGAUCAGAAUCAAGACACAAAAAGCAGGAAAUCUCCGAGGAGCAGGGGAAGGAGGACCAAAGACAAAGAAAUGCCUUCAGAAGAAUCCUGCAAAGCCUCCAAAGAUGCAGGUCGAAGCCCAGACAGUGAAGAAAAGCCUCCUGAAGGCCGAGACGACAAAGACGCUUCAACAGAUGUUUCUGAACAAGGAACCUUUGAGAUUCUGGAUUCAGUGGAAGAUCAAACCAGGACAGAAGGAGACAACCAGAAACCUACAGCAGACACGACCACAGAAGAAGAUUUGUUCCAGGUAAUCGAUUCUGUGGAAGAUCAGCCAGAGACGGAGUCAGAGAGCAACAACAAGGAGAGAAGAACCAAGAGAGGAGAAGCAGCAGCUAAAAGAGACGACAGACCAACCAGGAGGACCCCGAGGACCAGAACAUCUCAGAGUGAAGACAAAGAGAAAUCGCCAAAGAAAGCAGACAGGACGGUCAGAAAACACGAGACUCGAACAAAGGACAGCGCUGCAGGAAAAGACAAGAAGGAGGACGAGGUGGAGACGCUCAAAAAGAUGGUAGAUUCUGUCGACGGAGCCUCCACCACAGAAAGGUCUGGUAGAAGAAGGACCACCAGAGGAAACAAAGAGGAGAAAAAGACGUCGAGUUACUCAGAAGUCACCGAAAACUCCAACGAGGAAGAAGAGAUCAUGUACGAGAUUUUAGACUCCGUGGAGGACGAGGCCGCCGUCGACGAACCCACCGUCAGCACGAGAUCCACCAGAGGACGAAGCCAAAGAACGAGCAGGAAAGAAGCUUCGAACCCAACAAAAGACGACACCAGAAGGAGACGAACACCAGCCAGAGAUUCACAGAAACCAAACGAGGAGAAAGCAGCUGCAAAAGAGAGAACACCAAUGAAGAAGAGCGGCACAGGGGAGGAGGAGGCCACCUAUGAAACAUUGGACUCUGUGGAGGACGAUCAGCCACUAACUGGAGGAAAACCACGAAGGGGACGACCAAAGAAAGACGUUAAAACAGCGAAAAAACCCAACAAAGCAGCCAAAGAAGAAGAAGCCACUUACCAGGUUCUGGACUCUGUCGGGGACGAAACAGUUGAAGAUCAGCAUCACACAGAAGAAUCCAAGAGUCCCAGAAAGUCAACAGUUUGUGAAGAUGACAGCAGAAACACAAAGAAAAGCUCAGCAUCAAUGAUGGACGAGGAGGAGGAAGAGCCGAUGUACCAGAUCGUAGAUUCUCUGGAAGAUGAUCAAGAAGAGAAGACGAACACAGAAGAGUCGGACGGACGGACGACGGAAAGAAGUUGGACUAAAGAUGAAGAUCCUGCAGCAGAAACAGGAGACCUAGAACCUGGAGGAACCUCAACAGCAGAACCAGUGGAGGAGAACCUGCAGCAGACAGCCGAGCUUCAUCCAGCUGCUGCAGAAAACAAGGAACAGAGUCCAGAACCAGACGAAGCACCAACCGAGAACAAACAGGAAGCGGCUGCAGAAAGCUCUCUGAACCUGGACGAAGUGAGCGAAGAGGAGGAGGAUUACCCCGACGACGGCACCGAGGAAGAGGAGCUGAAGAAGAAGAAGCAAGCUGCCGUCGCCAUGACGACCAGGAUGGAGGCCGACGGCCAGCAGCUGCUGACUCUGGAUGAGGUGGGAGGAGACGGAGACGGGCGGCGUCCGGAGAUCACGGAGGGAGAGCUGCAGGAACUCGUCACUCUGGACGAGAUCUGCGAAGAAGAGGAGGGAAAGGCGGAGCUUAGCGUGCCAGAGCCCCGCCCUCUCAACCAGGAGAGCCAAUCAGAGGCCUCCUCAAACCCACAGGCUGCAGAUGAAGAACAAGAGAAAACCUCAAAAUAUGUUAAGCAGAAACACGAAGACGACGACAGCAGCACAGUUCUGGAGCAAAGCGUGAACUUUGUGACGGUGGAUGAGGUGGGAGACGCCAAAGACGAGGAGAAGGAGGAGGAGAAGGAGGCGCCGACACCCAGGACCAGAGGCCGAGCCAAGAAGAGGAGCAGACAGAGCGCCGUGAGAAAAUCCACCAGAGGCAAGACGGAGACACCAGAAGAAGAAGGAAGCAUGGAUUCUUCUGCAGCUCAGAGCGACGAGCUGUUGAUCCAGAGGACGGAGGUGGAAGCAGCGAGUGGAGCCCAGGAGGAGGCUGCCUCUGCUGGGCAGCAGCUGGAAGGACGUCUGGAGGAGAAGGAGGGACGGAGCACCGACGCCGACAACAAACGCAGGAAGCAGCUGAUCGGACCUGAAGCUAAGAAACCUCGAUGUCAGUCUCCUGGUGGAGAAUUCAGUCUGCCUCCAUUCAGCAGCAGCCCCCUGGGUGUGGAGUUUGUGGUUCCUAAGUCGGGUUUUUUCUGUGAGCUGUGUUCUGUUUUCUACCUGAACGAGAUCAGCGCCAAGGAGACGCACUGCAGCAGCCAGAGACACUACCACAACCUGGAGAAACAUUACCAGAGGCUUCGACAGAAACUUUUAGGAACGUCAACAGAAAGCCCUCAAAGCUCCAGUUCCGACUGAUCAACUAGAACGGCUGAUUAUCGUUUAAUUAAAGGAGAAGCUGGACGAGGGAAACAUGAUGAGACUUCCAGCUGUUUUUGUUUCAGUUCCACAUCUUCAAUCAUUAAUUUUUCAGCAGAUUUAUUGCUGUUAUGCUGACAUCAGCGGAAUCGUCUUUGUGAACAAAUAUUAAAAACUGCAGUGACGAAGAAACGUCCCUCGAAAGAGCUACAAACUAAAUGUCGUGUUUCAGCUUAGAUUGACGUUCGAUCGGAGACUUUUUAUUUGCCGGCUGCAGAUUUAACGCUGUCAUCAGUUGUUUUUUUUAACAGAUUUUCUUGACGUUUACUCUGAAUUUGAGCUAAAUUUGACUUCCAGAUUCCAAAAUACUUGAUUGUUGUGCAGCUUCAAACCAGCAGAGGGCGCCAUCCAUCCAGAGAAGCUCCGGGGCUGAUGGGAAAUAGUCGCUCUGCAAACUACACAUUUCGGUUGAGAUGUUGUUGACCAAUUAAAUGUAGAAUUUAUGGCAGUUUAUUAGCCGCCAUGCUAAUGCUAAUACACAUCAACUCCUCAGCAUAAAACUGUAGCAAGAAAUGUUGUUUCUGCCUUCGAACAGACUCAUUUAUGUGAAAUAUCCUUUAUUUAACUGAACAGUCUGUAGAAAUGAUGUUCUGGUAUUUAUUUUAUUAUAUUUUCAUCAAAACGAAACUUAUCUUUACAGUCAGGAACAAAGUGCCUCUUUUUUUUUUUUUUUUACUGUCUUUUUGUACAUAAUAUUAUUUGUUAAUCUCAAACAAGUCCUGACUGUAUGUAAGAAUCUGUUUUCCAGAGAGACACUGAUUAUUAAUUCUUUAAAUUUGUCAAAAGCACAGAAGCCAUCAGACAAACUUCAUGUUUACUGAAGUCAUUAAAUCCAACGUUAAUAAAAAAGGGUUGUUCUGUUUA
Messenger RNA from Amphiprion ocellaris (clown anemonefish), 12588 nucleotides. RefSeq names its product zinc finger protein 638 (gene znf638). The record is from RefSeq and is a predicted model, not a curated record. Gene Ontology annotation, cellular component: nucleus. Gene Ontology annotation, molecular function: zinc ion binding; nucleic acid binding. The transcript is spliced from 34 exons. Lineage: Eukaryota; Metazoa; Chordata; Actinopteri; Pomacentridae. Bases 1675 to 11664 code for a protein of 3329 amino acids.